Molecule: messenger RNA, 1287 nt
Organism: Thalassophryne amazonica
Lineage: Eukaryota; Metazoa; Chordata; Actinopteri; Batrachoidiformes; Batrachoididae
Gene: slc25a11
Product: solute carrier family 25 member 11
Exons: 10
Coding region: 115-1029 (304 amino acids)
Biological process (GO): mitochondrial transport; thiosulfate transport; oxaloacetate transport
Cellular component (GO): mitochondrial membrane
Molecular function (GO): sulfate transmembrane transporter activity; oxaloacetate transmembrane transporter activity; antiporter activity
Source: RefSeq, a predicted model, not a curated record
AAGUGUGUGCGGAGUCACCUUGCUGUUUCUCAGGCUGCUGCUGUUGGACCGUCCGGCUCAGAGACAAACAGGCAGCGUGCGGGAAUCUGACCGGAGACUCCAAGCAGCGGAACCAUGGCGGAGGCUAAACCGAAGACUUCGCCGAAGGCUAUCAAGUUCCUCUUCGGAGGUUUGGCGGGGAUGGGGGCGACCUUCUUUGUGCAGCCGUUGGACCUGGUCAAAAACCGGAUGCAGCUGAGCGGUCAGGGGACCAAAGCGCGAGAGUACAAGACCAGCUUCCACGCCGUCUUCUCCAUCCUGAGGAAUGAAGGCGUGCGAGGCAUCUACACUGGUCUGUCUGCAGGUCUGUUACGGCAGGCCACCUACACCACGACUCGCCUCGGCAUCUACACCAUCCUGUUCGAGAAGAUGACAGGGUCUGAUGGACGGCCGCCCAAUUUCUUCAGCAAGGCUCUGAUUGGUAUGACAGCCGGGGCCAUCGGAGCGUUUGUGGGGACACCAGCAGAGGUCGCUCUGAUCAGGAUGACGGCUGACGGACGUCUGCCUGCAGACCAGCGGCGAGGCUACACCAACGUUUUUAACGCUCUGGUUCGGAUCACCAGAGAAGAAGGACUCACUACACUGUGGAGGGGGUGUGUCCCCACUAUGGCUCGAGCGGUGGUGGUGAAUGCAGCACAGCUGGCAUCUUACUCUCAGUCCAAACAGGCUCUGCUGGACUCGGGUUAUUUCCGCGAUGACAUACUGUGUCAUUUCUGUGCCAGUAUGAUCAGUGGUCUGGUUACCACGGCAGCAUCCAUGCCUGUGGACAUUGUCAAGACCAGGAUUCAGAACAUGAGGAUGAUUGAUGGCAAACCAGAGUAUAAAAAUGGUUUGGAGGUUUUGGUUCGUGUUGUGGGGAAGGAGGGCUUCUUUUCCUUGUGGAAAGGUUUCACGCCGUACUACGCUCGCCUCGGGCCGCACACGGUGCUCACCUUCAUCUUCCUGGAACAAAUGAACCGCUUCUACAAGACCUACGUCCUGGAACGUUAACUCACCCAGACCUGAGUCCUGGUCCGCUGACUGACCCAGACACUUAAACCAGACCUGAGUCCUGGACCGCUGACUGUCCCAGACACUUAAACCAGACCUGAGUCCUGGACCGCUGACUGACCCAGACACUUAAACCAGACCUGAGUCCUGGACCGCUGACUGACCCAGACACUUAAACCAGACCUGAGUCCUGGACCGCUGACUGACCCAGACACUUAAACCAGACCUGAGUCCUGGACCGCUGACUGACCCAGACAC